AUGGCUUAUCCUUCAAGCCUCAGCGGAGCCCUGAAGGCAAAUGGUAUAUUCAGUUGGUUGAGGCGGCAGCUGUCAUGGAAAAACUUGGCUUUACUGCUUGCUGUGCUGAAUCUCAAGUCUUUACCUCUUGUGUGGCAUGCACGCGUUUUCUUUCACCUCUUAAAGAGAAUCAAUUUCCACCGCCAUAGCCAUCCCAAGCUCGUGGAGAUAUUCCACAAGAAAAAGGGCCAUGUGGGCCACCAUCCCCUCUUUACCCCUGUCACCAUUGUAACUCAUACACCACUCCUCGAAAUGGAUUACAACAUGCAUAAGUCCAACAGCACAUACUUUUCAGACCUUGACAUUGCUCGCACAGCCUUGGUCACAAACCUAGUCACUCCCGGUAUGGAACUCUGCCGACGUGAGCUCGAGAAAGAAGUUGAUAGCAAUGGGAAGAAGAAGUACCCCGGCAGACUGGCCGUUAUGCUCGGAUCCGUCUACUGCAGUUUCAAAAAGGAAAUCGCUCCUUAUGAACGAUAUGACAUGCAAAGUCGACUCUCUGGCUGGGACGAUAAAUGGCUGUAUGUUAUUACCUACUUCCUCCGCCCCACAAAACGCACUGGAGAGAAAAAGACCAUUCUCGCGAUCGGGGUCAGCCAGUAUGUCAUCAAGAAAGGACGCUUGACUGUGAAGCCGGCAAAAGUUUUCCAGGCUGGGGGAUUGAUGCCGGUUCGCCUGGACGGCGCGGACUCGUCGAACGGCACGCCAAGUGGUUCUGGGAUCCCGUUGACAACUGACACUCCCGCGAACGGAGAAGCUAUCAAUUCUGGCGAAGGCCUAGAUGAGAGUCUUGUUCGUGAAGUUAUGACCCUCACAGACAGCACAGACCUGAGCCAAGCUGUCUUGGAAAAUAAGAGGAGAGAUAACGAGAACACCUGGGUUCAGGAGUGGACUUGGGAACGGAUUGAGGAGCAGAGAUUGAAGGGUCUAGAUUUUGUCAAGGCGUUUAUUGGACUUGAUGCGAAGCUUCUCCAGGGAGCAGAGUUGUAG
Molecule: messenger RNA, 1029 nt
Organism: Paracoccidioides brasiliensis Pb18
Exons: 2
Coding region: 1-1029 (342 amino acids)
Source: RefSeq, a predicted model, not a curated record